GGUCGACAUUUUAUUUAUUGAACAUUCAAUAGAUAUUAAUUUAAUUACAUUUUAUAUACAUAAAUGCUAUGUUACACUUUGUGGUUGUGAAAUAGCCCAGGGGGCGGGGCCUACGGAAGCCUGUUGGUGACAUUGAGCGAAGUAGGAAGUGAUCUUGACUGACUUCAGUGCAUGUGUAGCCUUAGCUCAUCGUGCAGUAACGGUUUCAUAAUUUGUGAAUAUCUAAUGUAUGUCUAAAUUGAGCUAAAUUAACUUCUAUGUCUUAGACUGAAGCGUUUAUUAUUCUUUUAUGUCAUUAACUAUUCUGUAAGUUUUUGCACAACUAAGUUAACCAGUGUGCAAGGUCAGAAGUUGCUUGACGUGCGAGACAUUCCACCGGUGUAUGCAGCGUUAAGUGUUCGGAGAUCGACGAGCACAUGGCCGGGUUGAUUAACUUUGAGGACGAACAGGAGGUCAAGCAGUUCCUGGAUAAUUUAGGAGUGGAGUACAGCUUCCAGUGUCACCGGGAGAAGGAUCCUGAAGGGUGUCAGAGGCUGGCGGAUUACCUGGAGGGUGUGAAGAGGAACUAUGAGGCCACAGCUCAGGUUCUCAAGCACAACUGCGAGGUGAAUGGCCAUGGAGAGAGCUGCUAUAAGCUCGGGGCUUACCAUGUCACCGGCAAAGGUGGUGUGACGGAGUGUUUAAAGUCAGCGUACUCCUGCUUUAUGAAGGCAUGCAACACCAAAGGGAAGAAGUCUGUGGACGCUUGUCACAACGUAGCUCUGCUGGCCCAUGACGGAAGAAGCGUGGAGGGGGGCACUGACGCACAGGUGGCCCGACAGUAUUACGAGAGGGCGUGUGAAGGAGGCUUCGCCCCCAGCUGUUUCAACCUGAGCACACUUUUCAUCCAGGGAUCUCCAGGGCUGGACAAAAACAUGCCAUUGGCUCUAAAGUACGCCCUGCGGGCCUGUGAGCUGGGACACGUGUGGGGCUGCUCCAAUGCCAGCCGCAUGUACAAACUGGGCGAUGGGACGGAGAAGGAUGAUAAGAAAGCAGAGGAGCUAAAGAACAGGGCUAAGGAACUCCACGGACAGCAGAAAGAAAGGCAACUGAAAUUUGGGGAGUGACACCGUUUGUGUUUUUACCAAACUCAUUUAUUCUGCCUUGCUGUUUUGAUAUCACAGAUAUAAAAGCAGCAUAAAUGAUGUUAAUAAACAUAAUCUCUGAUGCUGUUGUCAUAA
Pimephales promelas (fathead minnow) is the source of this 1220-nucleotide messenger RNA. RefSeq names its product cytochrome c oxidase assembly factor 7 (gene coa7). The record is from RefSeq and is a predicted model, not a curated record. Gene Ontology annotation, cellular component: mitochondrial intermembrane space. Gene Ontology annotation, molecular function: protein binding. NCBI's taxonomy places the organism in Eukaryota, Metazoa, Chordata, Actinopteri, Cypriniformes, Leuciscidae.